AUGACCACUGGUGCAAUGUCAGGCGCUCAAGCUCGGGUUUCUGGUCCCCUGAUGCGGGCGCCACAGCUGGGCGUCUGCCGCCCCGUUCGCGCCGCACCCGUCGCCCACGCGUGGCGUGCCAAUGGGCGGGAGCAGGAUUCGCAGACCACCUCGUCGACGCAGGCCCGCAUCAGCGCAUGGCGGGCCAACGUCAACGGGAACGGGAACGGCAAUGGCAAUGGGAAGGCCCCUGAGCCCGAGUCGCCAGUGCAGGAGCGUGCGCAAACAUGGCGCGCAACCACGCGGGAGCCUGACACAGACACGGAGGUGCCGGCGGCCAUCAACGAGGGGCUGAUUAACAGCAACUUUGCAGCGGCGCUGCAGGCCGCGCUGUCGCGCAGCGGGGGCGAGGGCGCCCUCUUGGGCGACGCGGGCAGAAGCGAGGAGGAGGAGCGCAACUCCCCGCUGAAGCCUGUGGAGGAGAUGCUCGUCACGGCGCUGCACACCAGCCGCGCCACCCUGCGGCGCCUGGUGGAGCGGCAGUCCAUGCUGGAGGCGGAAAUUGCGAACGAGCAGAAGCAGGCGGCGCGGCUCGAGUGGCUGCUGAACAGGGCCAGGGCGGACUACGCUUACUUCACCGCGAUCGACAAAAUGAGCCACGACAGCGACUGA
Messenger RNA from Monoraphidium neglectum, 651 nucleotides. RefSeq lists its product as hypothetical. Bases 1 to 651 code for a protein of 216 amino acids. The transcript is spliced from 4 exons. The record is from RefSeq and is a predicted model, not a curated record. NCBI's taxonomy places the organism in Eukaryota, Viridiplantae, Chlorophyta, Chlorophyceae, Sphaeropleales, Selenastraceae.